Messenger RNA from Closterium sp. Naga37s-1, 1329 nucleotides. Lineage: Eukaryota; Viridiplantae; Streptophyta; Zygnematophyceae; Desmidiales; Closteriaceae. The record is from the annotation of a GenBank genome assembly.
AUGAGCUCGCUCGCGCCCGCGAUCGACGCCGCGGCGCCUGUCGGAUCGGGCGCGCACAGCCCAGCGAGCCCGGCGCAAGGGGGCGCGGCGGCGGCCGAGUGGACGCGGGGCGCGUGGCGGCGCGGCAUGGCGUCGUCGGCGGCGGCGGCGAGCUCGGAGGAGGAGAAGCGCGUCGUGACGCUCUUCCCAGGCGACGGCAUCGGCCCAGAAAUCGCGGUGGCCGUCAAGCAGGUGUUCGCGGCGGCGGGAGUGCCGGUGGAGUGGGAGGAGCAGGCGAUCGGCACGAGCGUAGACCCGCGCACCAACAGCUUCGUGACGCUCGAGAGCCUCGAGUCGGUGCGGCGCAACGGCGUGGGGCUCAAGGGCCCCAUGACCACGCCCAUCGGCAAGGGCUUCCGGUCGCUCAACCUGACGCUGCGCAAGGAGUUGGGGCUGUUCGCGAACGUGCGGCCGUGCAAGAGCAUUCCUGGUUACCGCACGCGAUACGACGACGUGGACCUGGUUACCAUUCGCGAAAACACGGAGGGGGAGUACAGCGGGCUGGAGCACACGGUGGUGAAGGGCGUGGUGGAGUCGCUCAAGGUGAUCACGCGCGCGGGCAGCAUGCGCGUGGCGGAGUACGCCUUCAAGUACGCGCGCGAGCACAACAGGCAGCGCGUGACGGCCAUCCACAAGGCCAACAUCAUGAAGAAGUCUGACGGGCUCUUCCUGCAGUGCUGCAGGGAGGUGGCGGAGCAGUACGGGGACGUGCAGUACGAGGAGCUCAUCAUCGACAACGCCUGCAUGAUGCUGGUGCGGGAGCCGCGCGACUUUGACGUGCUGGUGAUGCCCAACCUGUACGGCGACAUCGUGAGCGACCUGGCCGCAGGGCUCAUCGGCGGGCUGGGCCUCACUCCCUCGGGCAACAUCGGCCGCGAUGGGCUUGCUCUCAUGGAGGCCGUGCACGGCACCGCGCCUGACAUCGCUGGCAAGGCACACCUUCCCUGUCUUCCAUCCCCACGGCCCUUUCUUCCUCCCUCUCUGACCUGGCCCCUUCUUCUCACCCUCCCAUCGAUCACCUCUCCCACCCCUCCCUUCCCUCCACUCCCCCAACAAUCCUCACUCGCCCCUCCCCUCUCGGACGGCACAUGGCAGAACCUGGCGAACCCAACGGCACUGCUGCUGAGUGCCGUGAUGAUGCUGCGCCACAUGGGGCUGGGCGGACACGCCGACCGCAUAGACGCCGCCGUCAUGGCCACCAUCGAGGCGGGGCGCUUCCUGACGCGCGACCUGGGUGGCUCCUCGGGCACCUCCGACUUCACCAAGGCAGUCAUUGGCAACCUACAGUGA